UAAUUACCAGAUCACCUCGAUUAAAUAUAUCUCGGAACCGGAAGAGUAUAGAUUCAAAAAGUGUCUGAUAACACCAGAAAGAGACAAAUUGCUGUCUACAGCUUCAACGUGUAAUUCUGCGCCUCCGAUUUCCCUCGUUUUAUUCACUUUCUCUCAUGAAGAACAAUGGCAGCCUCCAGAUCCAUAAAGAAUAAGCAUCGUGAACCACGACAAAUGAAAAGCCCUUCCAUGGCACCUCUUCCAACUUCUUCACGAAAACGCAAACCUCGCACUCUUGCCACUGUUUCCGCUAUUCUUGCCGUUUUACUCGUCAUUUCCGUCAUCUGUCUCUUGCUCGUUUCGUCGAACGCUUGGCGUGCGUUCCAACAAGUGGUUUCGUAUGAGACGAUCUCUGUUGUCAAUGAGUUCCCUCACGAUCCUCAAGCCUUCACUCAGGGACUUCUUUAUGCUGGAAAUGAUACCUUAUACGAGUCAACUGGUCUUUAUAAGAAGUCCUCUGUCCGCAAGGUAGCUCUUCGUACUGGGAAGGUUGAGAAACUUCAGAAGCUAGAUGAUUCGCUAUUUGGGGAAGGUUUAACUCUCCUCAGUAAUAGGCUGAUCCAAGUAACAUGGCUGCAGACACUUGGUUUCACAUAUGACCUCAAAAAUUUAAGCAAACUGGGGACAUUUAAUCAUGAUAUGAAAGAUGGCUGGGGUCUUGCAACUGAUGGAAAAGUCUUGUUUGGAAGUGACGGAAGUUCAACCUUAUACAAAAUUGACCCUCAAACAUUUAAAGUUAUAUCUAAACACAUUGUCUUCUAUAAGGGUCAUCAAGUACACAAUCUCAAUGAACUGGAAUAUAUAAAUGGUGAAGUUUGGGCAAAUGUUUUUAUGACCGACUGUAUUGCAAAAAUCUCUCCUAAAGAUGGCGUUGUUGUUGGAUGGAUUUUCCUCCCAAAUUUAAGGAAAGAAUUAAUGGAAGCUGGAAAUAGUGUUGAUGUUCUUAAUGGGAUAGCAUGGGAUGCUGAGCAGGAACGAAUUUUUGUGACUGGAAAACUAUGGCCCAAGUUGUAUGAAAUCAAAGUUUUACCCAUAAAAUCAACAAUUGAAGAAGGGAUGGUUGAGCAGCUUUGCCUGCGCAAGCCUUUCGAAUUUCUAUGAUUUAUAGCUGUGUGCCCAGUAUUGAAGUCUAUUUAGAAGAAAAAGGCAGCGAAAUUGAAUUUUGAAAAUGGUGUACUAACAUGAUCGAUCCGUUUUUCUGUAACAGAAAAGUGCAAAAACUAAAGGCAAUUUGAGGUGUUGUUUGCUGAAAAAGAAUGGAAAUAAAAUCCCUCAAGAUAUAAAAUAUUAGUAUUUAAAUUUAUAUAUUGUCAUGUUUAUCACAA
Messenger RNA from Vicia villosa (hairy vetch), 1364 nucleotides. RefSeq names its product glutaminyl-peptide cyclotransferase-like. The record is from RefSeq and is a predicted model, not a curated record. Gene Ontology annotation, molecular function: glutaminyl-peptide cyclotransferase activity. The transcript has 11 exons. NCBI's taxonomy places the organism in Eukaryota, Viridiplantae, Streptophyta, Magnoliopsida, Fabales, Fabaceae. The coding region runs from base 166 to 1140 and encodes 324 amino acids.